GUAAACCUGGUGAGAGGACUUUGCGAGGAGAAGUAAGGGCAAUCGGUUCCCUCGAAUAGAGACCUAAGGUUAUUUUUGUAUGCGUGCACGCUGCUGGAUGCAGCUUACUGGAGAAAUCAUGUUUCCUAACUUCAGCUCCGACUUAGAUUCCUCAUCAUCCCACUGCAAUACAGCAUCUUCGGCCGGGGAUACCCUGCCGUUUCUCCAACAGCCUCCAGCUGAUGCUGUCCCCGGCGAAUGUGCGCUUCCAAAAGAGGACAAGCAGGAGCUGUGUAGUGAAAUGGAUGUCACUCGGACUCUGACAACAAUCGCAAUAACCCCGGAGAUGCAGUGGAUGGUUGAGCCUACGACGCUCGCUCCUCUCUCGGCUUCCCGCGGUCGAGCCGGACGCCACCGGGCACUUUGCUCCGUCAAGGCGACUCCCGAAGGCGGCGUCAGCAAGGGACAAACCACUAGCAGGAGGGGGAAGAACGAGCAGCUGUCCCCAGAAGAUGAAGAGAAAAAGAGGAUCCGGAGGGAGAGGAACAAAAUAGCUGCGGCAAAGUGCCGCAAUCGGCGGAGGGAACUGACAGACACUCUGCAAGCUGAGACCGAUAAGCUGGAAAACGAGAAGUCGGGGCUGCAGACUGAAAUAGCCAGCCUUCUUAGAGAGAAGGAGCAGUUGGAGCUCAUACUGGCUGCACAUAAGCCGGCAUGUAAAAUCGUGGAUGACCCGGAGGAAAUUUUUCAAGAGCCCGUCAGAUCCCCCCAUUCAUCGCCGGAAACUCCAAAGCUCCAAGAGAGCGGUGUGUCCGAGGCUCCUUCGCCGCAGGAUCCGGACAGCCCUGGCUUCCCGACCACAGCCAUCUCCGGGAACUCAAACAUCCUGCUGUGCUCCAGUGCCGAAGAAAACAUGGGUGACUUUGAGCCCACCUUGGGCUUGAAGGAGGAGCCUCUGGACAACAUACUGUCUGGCAUGGACAAAACCUCCACGGACACUGCACAUUCGGUCCCAGACAUUGACCUGAGCGGUUCCCUUGGGGUGCCCGACUGGGAGACCCUCUACAAAUCUGUGUCCGGUGACCUGGAGCCCUUGAGCACCCCCAUCGUGACCACCACUCCCAGCUGCAGCUCGUACCUGUCAUCGUUUUCAUUCACCUAUCCAGAAUUUGAUCCGUUAGCUGACGGUGAGGAAACUCAUACAGGUGGAGCGAGCAGGGUAGAUUUAGCUUUAGAUGUACUGAAUUCUCCCACACUUUUGGCCUUGUAGUUCUGAUGCCAUUAGAAAAAAUUAGUUGGACUAUGUGUUAAGUCUUGAUCCAGUCUGCAGGAUCUUGCAAAUUACAGGAUCUCAUGCAAUGCAGUUUUGUGUCUGCUAUGUGUUAUGAUCCACACCUUUGAGCAGCAGGUUUGUGUCCAUUUUCCACUUGACUAAAUCACCAUUAACUUCUUCCAGAAACAUUGCUAUAGCUAAGAGCAUGAGUAUUGUCAUAAGAUACACGCUACCCAUAAUCUGUUACAAAAAGCAUGCAGACA
Molecule: messenger RNA, 1515 nt
Organism: Scleropages formosus (Asian bonytongue)
Lineage: Eukaryota; Metazoa; Chordata; Actinopteri; Osteoglossiformes; Osteoglossidae
Product: proto-oncogene c-Fos-like
Exons: 4
Coding region: 80-1249 (389 amino acids)
Biological process (GO): regulation of transcription by RNA polymerase II
Cellular component (GO): nucleus
Molecular function (GO): DNA-binding transcription factor activity, RNA polymerase II-specific; RNA polymerase II cis-regulatory region sequence-specific DNA binding
Source: RefSeq, a predicted model, not a curated record